Molecule: messenger RNA, 711 nt
Organism: Brugia malayi
Lineage: Eukaryota; Metazoa; Nematoda; Chromadorea; Rhabditida; Onchocercidae
Gene: Bma-eif-3.K
Exons: 6
Coding region: 1-711 (236 amino acids)
Biological process (GO): regulation of translational initiation
Cellular component (GO): eukaryotic translation initiation factor 3 complex; cytoplasm
Molecular function (GO): translation initiation factor activity; ribosome binding
Source: RefSeq, a predicted model, not a curated record
AUGUCAAUUUUUGUGGAGUUAAAAAGUAAGUUAGAUCAGGCAAUAACUGGAGUGAAUCGGUAUAACCCAAAUAAUGUUGAAACAUUAGAGAGUUGCAUUGAAGCAAUGGUACAGGAAAACCAAUAUGACAAAGAUAUACUGGUCACCACGCUAAAACUUUAUCAACUUAAUCCCGAUAAGUAUAAUGAGAGUGUAGUGAAGCUGAUAUUGUUGAAAACAAUGAUGAUGGCUCCGAAAAGUGAUUAUGCUCUCGCAAAAUAUCUAAUUGAUUCCAGCCGAGUUGGUUCACCAGAGCUUAAAAGAAUAUUUGACAUUGGGGCUUUGUUGGAAUCUUGCAAUUUCGCUGUAUUUUGGCGUUUGAUGCGAGGGGAUUAUCGACCACUAGAUGAUGUCAAUGAACCAUUUAGACAGCCUGGAGAAAUUCCUAAAAUCAUCAAGGCAGUACCAGGAUUUGAAGAAAGUGUGCGAAAUUAUGCAUGUCAAGUAAUCAAUGUUACUUUCCAGAACAUUGAAAAGUCUCUUCUCGUUCGCUUAUUAGGCGGAGUUUCUGAUAAGCAAGUAAAUGAAUAUGCUCGAUACUAUGGCUGGAUACCGAAAGAGAACGGUGAAGUGUACUUCGUGCAGAAUCAUGAAGCAACAAUCAAAAGUAGAAACAUUGAAGAGAAACUCCAAUUUGACACUUGUAAAGAUUUGUUGCGGAUGUGUUCUUGA